Molecule: messenger RNA, 657 nt
Organism: Gryllus bimaculatus (two-spotted cricket)
Lineage: Eukaryota; Metazoa; Arthropoda; Insecta; Orthoptera; Gryllidae
Source: the annotation of a GenBank genome assembly
AUGGAGGUGGAAGACGUCUGCAAAGACCUGCCCGACUACGCCAGCUGCGCGUACAUGCGCUUCCGCAUGCCCAACUUUCGCGACACGAUCUACUCGCUGCUGACGGACUCGCAGAAGAAGGAGUACCACGAGCGCGCCAUGCGCUACCUGGAGCAGGAGACGCGGCGCUGCAAGGCGUGCCACGGCCGCCACUUCAUCCUGCUGCUGGGCACCAGGUACGAGCGCUACAUCGGGCGGCGGUACAAGCGGCGGCGGCGGCGCGGCGCGCGGCGGCGCGAGGGCGAGCGAGACCACGAGAGCGACUCGGGCAGCUUCACGGCCAGCUUCAGCCAGAGAGUUUUUUCCGACGCUUUUGGGGAACUCUACACCCUAUGUUGGCCAAUUCCUUUCAGCCAGGACAGCAGCCAGCAGUCGUCGCGCAUCAGCCUGUCGCGGUCGGGCCGCUCGGACGACACGGUGGGGCGGUCGGAGGGCAGCAUCCACUCGUUCCUGCAGCAGAUCACCUACGAGGACAUGCUGCUGUCCAAGAUCCGGCAGUCGUGGGGGGACCCGGACGACGUGCCCUCGACGGGCGUCAUCCUGGGCCACUGCCGGGGCGCGGAGCUGGACGAGAAGACCAUGGACGCGCUGCUGGAGUACGCCGAGAUUAAACGAUAA